Camellia sinensis is the source of this 3490-nucleotide messenger RNA. Lineage: Eukaryota; Viridiplantae; Streptophyta; Magnoliopsida; Ericales; Theaceae. The record is from RefSeq and is a predicted model, not a curated record.
GGUUUUCGUCCUUGUUUCAUUAUCUAUACGAGAGAAUAUGGCUUCCUGUACAAGCCUUGUUUGGGACAAGUCCAAAUCUGAAAAUGCAUCUUCUUCACCGGCAAAGAAGCAAAUCUGCGAGGAUUUCCCACCACCACCACCAUCUUUAUCAGAAAAAACAGAUCCAAGAUCGAUUAUCAAAGUCUAUAACUAUGAUUCAGAUGAUGAGAUAAAUUAUGAAGAUGUGGAUGAGUUUGGAGUGCAUGAGAUGACUGACAAGGAAUAUAAGGAGUAUUCUAGGCAGAUAAAGGAAAGUAAGGGCUUUGAUGUCAUGGACUUUCCAAAGUCCUUCGCAUGUGGUAAAAUUAUGCCUAUUAUAAACCUCAAUUAUCAUGCUAACCACCUCAAAUCUCUUUCUGAAUUAGCGCUCAAGGAAUACAAUGAGAAAGAGAAAACAAAGCUAGAGUUUGUGAAACUUGUAAAGGCAAACCUGGAACCAUGUGAGGGCUUUCAAUAUUAUAUCACCUUUGAUGUCAAGGAUGCUGAUGCUGUUGAUGGUCCUAUCCUAACAUUUCAAGCUUUGGUGUGGGAUGGGAUCGACGAGAUUGAAGUAGUGCUUUGUAGGCUGGAAAUUAGUAAUUAAUCAAGGUAAAUAAACUAGUUGGGUAUGAUAAUUUUGAGAGAUAUUACUUUAAAAUGAUUUCAUGUUCGUAGUUCUUUGUUUGCUGGCCGGAAAGCUUUUCUAUGCUUUCUCAAUUUACCUUUAUUGUCUUAAUGAAGUAUUGUCCAUAUUGAUAUCCUCUUUUGUUUGCUUUAGUGGCAUAUUUUAACAAUGCUUAAUGAUGCAGAUUAAGCAUUUAUACCCAAUAACAAUUUUACCCCAUUUGAGACGUGCAAGUGAUGGAUUUCUCCAUCAUUAAAACAUUCUUAUAAAUAUUCAUAUGUGAUGAAAUUAGAGCUCUCAAAGUCUUAUCUUGUUCUUUUCAUCACCAAAAUUAUUACUAUAUGUGUCGCUCUGGGAUUUUUUUUCUUGAGAACUAGUGUAUUUUCUUCUAUUACUGUUGGAUUUCCAAGCUUAUUGAGUUCAUCUUCAACUACUCUAUAUCCCAAGAUUUAGAAGGGCCCUAGGAAGCACGAACGCUACUGUGGAGGCAGGGUCUUGUGUCCGACACUUGUGGCGGACUUGACACCCUUUGGACACUCCUAAAAGGGUGUCCGACAUGUCUUCAACAUGUUUUAAUUAAAAAAUCAAUUGCAUAAUAUUGUAUGCUUUACCAACACAUUGUGGACAUAUCUUGACCCUUCUGAACAUGUCCUAUAUGGUGGAUGUCUUCAUUAUAACAAUGUCUUGUGUCUUUAUAAUACAACUUAUGCAUUCGAAAUAUGUUUUAAAACGCUUAUUAGAAGAAUACAUCUUGUGUGAAUUAUGUUACAUGGACUUGGUUAUGAGUUCUAGGUGCUGGUGUGGGUGCCGGUGUAUGCCCAGCAUUAGAUCUUCAUAAAUUUAAAUUUUAGGAUAUCAAGAUAUGCACCCAAAAUGUAUGUGGGUUUGGGGACACACCUCAAACACACACAUAUAUAUUGCAUAUUGUUUACUAUUCUUAGAUAACAUGUAGUAAAUUAUUUGGAAAUUACAUUAAAUUGAAUGGGAUCUAAGGAACAUAAGGACUACAUAAAUAAUUUGAUGUGUGAGAAACUAGAAAUGUUUCUUUACUAGCUAAUGUGAGUGUCUUUUCUUCGUAUAUUAGAUAAACUUAGAGGAUUUGAGUAUCUAAAUUGGAUAUGGGUGUUUGACACAAAUCACACACCAUAUUUGGCGGACACGAGUAUAUUAAGGGAAGUAGAAGAGUCCAUGUAACAUAGUGUGUAAUACAAUGUUCGAUAAUUGUUCUGCAUUCUUUUGAAUGUAAUUGGUAUGUGAAUGAUAUGUUGAUGUUUAAGUUAUGAAAAAUCUUUUAAUGUAUAAAAUGUGUUGUGUUACAUAUUUUUUAUUAUCUUUGAAUAAAUUAUUUAUAUAUACGAUAUAUAACAAAUUUGUAAAAACAUAAAAUUUUAGCGUGUCCCAAGCAUGUUAUGUCCUACUUUCUUUUAUGAAAAUCGACAUGUCAGUGUGUCCAUGAUGUAUAUGUGCUACAUAGGAAUGGCCUUUAGGUUUCCAGACCUGGGAAGCAUCUGUUGUACUUCAGCCUUUAAAUUUGCCAAAUUUCGAUGGAUUUUUAUAGUUUUGUCUUGGAUCUUCCUCCUUUUGAAAUAGGUAUGUCUUUAUCUUUAAUUUCUCUUUGCACUUGCUGAAUUUCGCCAUUCAUCCUUGCAUUCUGUCUCUCUGUAGCACUGUUGGUUAUCUCCCUAGCUACCCGUUUGUGAAUAUUCUUUUCAACUUUUGCUCAUUCCAGAAUUUCAACAAUAUUCAUUUGUUUCAUCUAAUUCUCCAUUCUUGAUGCAGUACUCUUAAUAUUCAGAUCUGGUUUCAAAUUCUUGUUAUUUGACAAUUACCAUAUCUCUAGAUUGUCAUUCGCUUACAUCCUAUUUGUGGCUUUCUCGUAGUUCAAGAAAUUUAGGGAUUCUUGAUUUGAAUUCUCCAUAGAGAAAGCUCAUGCGAUACAAUAGCCACCUUCGGAGCACCAUUCUUACCUUGGAUUUUAGGAAAUUCAACUUCAAAAUUUGAUCCAAAUUCACUGGUAGACAUUGCAAAUUAGGAUCUGUUGUAACAAUUUGCUUGCACCAGAGAUUAGGUAGAGAGAAUUUAGGGUAGAAGCUCUUAUUUUCACUAAAUUUUUUUCUAGUAAUGCUAUAAUGUUCCAUUUAAGUCUGGACUUCGGUGAAUUUUUUCAAUAGAUGAAAUUCUCUCAGCAUUCAGAGAGUAUGAAAAUUUUUGCCAAUACAUCAAUUGUCCGAUUGUGAAGCUUUCAAAACCUUAAAAGUAGGAUUCUCAGCAUUCAAUUCUGGCAAUUCAGGAUUGAAAAGAGACACAGGAUCUCAAUUGCCAUAGGAAUUAGCGAAAGUUUCAGAGAAUUGAGGAGCAGAGGAUUACUAUAGACAGGAAUGCAAGAGAGUAUAUUGCUGAAGAGAUAGCAGUCAUAGAGAGAGCAUUGAGAGGUGGUCUCUUGAGCACCAGUGGAGAUGCAUAUCCAAGCCUUGGAUCUCUGUUAUUUUGGAUUGUAAAUCUAUUAUUGGCCAUUUGAGGGACUCAAAUUUGGAGGCGAGCCUUGUUUGACCACUAACUUCCCCCACUUCGUCUUGUUUUUCCUACCAAAUUGAAUAUUAUUCAUCAUGACCCAAUUCUUUUUGUGUUGAUUGUUGAUUGCUUUUAUUUUCAGUUGAUUGAUUUUUACAUUCGAUUAUUAGAGGCAUGAUUGAAUAUAAAGGAAUUUUCCUUUUCCCCAUGUUUGAUGGGUUGUUGGUUACUGAACCGAUCGAUUUGAACCAAUAUAAAUUGGUUCAGCUUGGUAGUUUACUUGUCUCAUCAGUUUUGGUGCUGAUUUGCAAGAAAACCUUCAAGUUUGGUUUGGUG